AUGGAGAUUUUGAGCCGUGCGUUGGGAGGAAAAUCCGGCAGGGCCAUCACCGGGUGGGACAUAGGAAUCCGGACCGUCCACUUGUCAGCAUCUUCCAAGGCUUUCUCAUCUCUCAAAAUUCCAGCUCUUCUCUCCAUAUAUGAAAUCCAUCGAGAUGAGGUGUGGGAGCUUCCUCCUAAGGCUGAGUUGAUUGCAUGGUCGGAGAAGACUGGGGUGGAGAUGUUCAAGUAUGGAGAUCACAUCAUGGGCAUCCAAGGCCACCCUGAGUACACCAAGGACAUCCUUCUCAACCUUAUUGAUCGUCUCGUGAAACUCGAAUACAUCGUGGACACUGAAACUGAGGAGUUGAAGGCCAAGCUGCAGGCGAGUGAGCCAGACCAAGAGGCAUGGAAGAGUCUCUGCAGAAGCUUUCUCAAGGGAGAAUUAUGAUGAUAAAUUUCCAAUGUAUGGGAAAAUAAAAUAAAAAAAAGGGAUGUGUAAAUAUGCUGUGUUGAGGAGGGGCUAAGAAAGGGUUGUGCGGGUUGGGCAGUUUUCAGUGUGAUAGGCAGAAGAAGCUUAGGUGGGUAACUGUAUUUAGGUUGGAAGCUUAAGAUGUUAUCUAGUGUAUUCCCAAGGGAAUUUGCAAGGUUGGCUACUCUAAUAAAAUCUGUGUUUUUUUAAAUAUUCCCACUAACAUUA
Messenger RNA from Prunus dulcis (almond), 678 nucleotides. RefSeq names its product gamma-glutamyl peptidase 5-like. Bases 1 to 429 code for a protein of 142 amino acids. The transcript has 4 exons. Lineage: Eukaryota; Viridiplantae; Streptophyta; Magnoliopsida; Rosales; Rosaceae. Gene Ontology annotation, cellular component: cytosol. The record is from RefSeq and is a predicted model, not a curated record.